Messenger RNA from Scomber japonicus (chub mackerel), 3220 nucleotides. RefSeq names its product G patch domain containing 2 (gene gpatch2). The record is from RefSeq and is a predicted model, not a curated record. Gene Ontology annotation, molecular function: nucleic acid binding. The coding region runs from base 82 to 1677 and encodes 531 amino acids. NCBI's taxonomy places the organism in Eukaryota, Metazoa, Chordata, Actinopteri, Scombriformes, Scombridae. The transcript is spliced from 10 exons.
UUUGUGUCAGGAUGGUCUCAGUAGUGUGUCAGUGUUUGCCCGUUGUUUCUGGCUAAAGGUAUCCGGCAUUUGGCGGCUUUAAUGUUCCGUGCAGCUAAUCUAAAAACCAUCGGCAAAGCGGGAACCGGCUGGCACUUUCGCCGGACGAUGGACGAGCUGGUCCAUGACCUGGUGUCAGCGCUGGAGGAGAGCUCGGAGCAAGCUGCGCGUGGUGGUUUUGGUGAUGGAGGAGACCAUGCACUGGCAGUGGGCUGUCUGCUGAAGAGACAGGCUCGGAAGCGGAGGGGCAGAAAACGACGCUCGGACAACCCGCACCCUCCCUGGGAGACGGGCCACCUCAGUGAGGGUUCAGAGUCCAGUGUGGAAGAACACAAGGACUACCGCAACAGCACAGGAGGUGUGUCUGCUGCCAACAGCCAUGCCCGUGACAACAGCGACUCGGAUGAACAACUUGGCCCGAAACGCCGCACCCCCCUUACAGCUGACAUGGGACGAAGCAAGAGGCCCCUUUGGCCAGACGACCUGGGUGUCCUGGGGUCCGCAGAGGGAACUCGCAGUCUUAGGCGACGACGUAAGGUCAAACGGAUGGCUGUGGACCCUCCUGUGGAGUCAGAGCCCCCCUCCUCCACCAUGCUCGGGCCCCCACCUGUCCCCAAAGCUCGGGUUGGCAGCAGGCCCCAUAGACUGGGUGCAGGGCAGGAGGCCAGGGUUGCCAUGGAGCUUUGUGGAGGUGGCCUGGUAGGACCGGGGGGAGGGAAGAGCAGGAUAAAGAAAAGGAAACUGGCCACCCACAGGCUGGGAGUAGAGGCUGCGGAUGAAGGGGUGGUGGUGGAGAGUGAAGACCCCAUCUCAUCUCCAACGGAAGGGUCCAAAGACAAGAUGGAGCUGGAGGAGCAGAAGGGUUCGGAUGAAGACAUGAGUGACAGGUGUGAAACCAGCAGUGUCAGUAACAGCAGUGAUGGAGGCCUCUACACCAAUGAUGAGGGGAGGCAAGGUGACGACGAGCAGAGCGACUGGUUCUAUGAGGGUGAUCCAGGCGCCGGGUCAGGGCCCGGGGGUGCAUGUGGGGUGGCAGGAGUGGUCCCCUGGUGGGAGAGAGAGACGGGGUCUGAGGAGCUGGACCUAGCCGACCCUGUCUUCAAUAGCAUCCUCACUGGAUCCUUCCCCCUCAUGAGCCCCGGAGCACAGAGAGGGUUUCAGGCCAGGUUGAGUCGUCUCCAUGGAAACCAGCAGGCGUCUGAAUCUGGGCUGCAGGGCAGUACCAGUCAGGGCUUCAACGACAGACUGGGCAGACAAACCCAGGACUCCCAUGAGCCGUGGUUCAGCUCAGGCUCGAGGAGAGAACACGGACAGUUGCACUGGGACUCGCGGUCAGACAGAGGGCACCGGAGAAGCUGUUCAGUAAAAACAGCCAGCAGACAGACCAGCGGGCACCUUGGCUCCUUGUGUACAGGGGAUGUCAAGCGGAGGCGAAAAGCAGCCCCCCUCGGUUCCACCGCACCCUCAGGAGUAGUUGGGGAGGGCGCGGCUCCCAUCCCUGACUCAAACAUGGGGAGCCGCAUGUUGCAGAGCAUGGGCUGGAGCCCAGGGAUGGGCCUGGGCCCAGAGGGAAGGGGCAUCACUGAGCCCAUCCGGGCCACACAGAGACCCAAAGGCACAGGUCUAGGUUUCAACUGAACACCCGGUUACUGGGUCCUGAACCUGGAGCAGACUCGGUGUAAGACGUCCCAAAAACUACAAGGAGGACAGAGAUGAAAUGCUGCUCAGGCCAACAAACAAAUAGAAAAAGGUCCAGAAUAAACCAGGCAUGUGAGGCAGUAUGACGAGAGAGAAACUUUCCCAUAUUGGGGAAACUGCAAGAGACAGACUGCUCGCAUAAAAUGGACAGAAUGACAGAAGAAUUGAGCAGGAGAAAAGACUUGUCCUGUCAAAACUCCACGUUGGAGAAAAUAAAUGACACUGAUACAGCCUCAUUGUUAGUGUGUGAAGUUGGCAUGCUGCCUCAGCCCUUUUACCUCAGAUGCCAGCGUUACAGGUCAGAGAACCGGGGUCAUGUUGAAGUUGACCAUACACCGAGAGCCAACGAUGACAGUUCGGUUUCAUUUCAGUCAGCGGUAUAGGUUAGUGAAUUAUCCAUAAAUGGUUUUGUCUGAUAUUGCACAAGUUUAUUGGAAUCAAAGACGAGUUGAGUAGGCCAUACCUCAAGAUUUAUAUUGGGUUCCUUUUAUUGUGGUGAAGUUAGGGUACACUGUAUGGAUGUGUGUUGGGAUUAUAUGACUAUAUUUAGUUGUUGUUUUUUCACAUCCAUUUUAUUUCUUAUUAUUUUAAUGGAAGGAGUCAUCAGAAUGUUUUUAUCUAUCCAAAAAAAAAAAAAAAGAUAUAAAUCAAAACCACAAUUUUCCUUUCUUUUGGCACUUCUAUGUAUGCAUGUGCAGCUGGGACCACAGCAGGUUUCUGUUGAUGUUUACCAGGAAAACGUGAGAUAAAGUCUUGCCAUCUUACUGCUUUACUGUCCUAUUUGAUCCAAUGUUUAAGUUUUUUAUCAUUGACUGCUUUUCUUCUGCAAUAUCUAGCCUGCCGUAGUCAUGCAGUGAAACAAGUAAAUGACUGUCAGGUUAUGUAAAAUUCUGAUGAAGUACAAAAAAAAAAAGAAUUAAUUUAGCUAAUCCCAUUUUUCUCAGAUGUUGAAAAACAAAAUGAAGUCAUGUUCCGUUUUAAUACGAAGCACUACAUUCUCGUGACUAAAAGGUGUUUUCACUCAAUUUUCCUCAUUAGACCUUUUCUCAGGACUGUGAGCGAGUACAAACUGAUUGAGGGCUAAUUAAGCAGAAUUGAGAACACCUGUGUGGUCAUGCGGGGCCUUUAAAGACAAUAAAAAACAGUAGAGGAAACACUGCUUUGUGUACUUUUAUGAUCUAGUUAGACAUGUUAUUUUUUUCAUUCUGAAAUGUUUGGGGGUUGUCAACAUAUUGGCCUGCAACAUACUAAGUCUUGAGUAAGGCUUGAAAUUACUUUUAAGUGCAGUUGGGAGUUUGAGGUACAAUAAAAUAUUGAAUUAUGAGACAGAAAAUGUGCAAGAAAUUGUUCCUCAAUCAUAUUUGUUUCCCCUCACACAGUUUAUCUUUUGUUGGAUCACUAGAGAGAUGAUUUAUACCCCGUUGGGCCAAUUGAGAGAAGUGUGAGGUAAACUGUCUGAAAAUACUAUUAAACUCAGAGGCUC